Messenger RNA from Daldinia childiae, 1686 nucleotides. RefSeq names its product Acetamidase. The record is from RefSeq and is a predicted model, not a curated record. The transcript has 3 exons. NCBI's taxonomy places the organism in Eukaryota, Fungi, Ascomycota, Sordariomycetes, Xylariales, Hypoxylaceae. Bases 1 to 1686 code for a protein of 561 amino acids.
AUGGUCUUCUUUCUUGACUACAUCCAACAUAAAAGAGACUGCAAGUUCAAGCAGAAUGAGCGUGCAGAGAGACUUCGGGCCUUGACCAACUAUCGCGGCCCCUUUACCCCUCUAGACCGGGAUAUCAUCAAUAAGCCCAUCGAGGAAUUGGUCGAAGAUGUACACAAGGGUGAGCUUAAGCCCAUUGACCUACUUCAUACGUAUGGCAAAGUUGCGCUCAAGGCACAUGAGAAGACGAAUUGUGUAACUGAGGUUAUGAUAUCUGAUGCUGAACGUUGGAUUGCCGACGGGUCCAUCAACAUUAAGGGCCCAUUGGCUGGUAUUCCGAUCAGUUUGAAGGAUACAAUUAAUGUUGGCGGGUUUGAUUCGACUGUCGGUUACAGCAGCUUCGUUGGUAACAAACAGCCGCAAGAUGGCGCCACUGUUAGACUACUAAAAGACGCUGGUGCUGUUCCCUACGUCAAAACCAACCUACCUAUUACACUGCUCAGUUUCGAAUCUACGAAUGACGUCUGGGGACGAUGUACCAAUCCACACAACAGCAAAUACUCUCCUGGAGGAUCAACCGGUGGUGAAGCAGCCCUAUUAGCGUUAGGUGGGCGAAUUGGAAUUGGAAGCGAUGUUGCUGGCAGCGUCCGAGCCCCGGCCCAUUUCUCCGGCAUCUACAGCCUGCGAUGUUCAACUGGACGAUGGCCGAAAGCAGGCUUUGCGACAAGUAUGCCUGGCCAAGAAGGCGUGCCAAGUGUAUACAGCCCUAUGACCAGAACCUUGAACGACCUGACGUAUUUCACCCGUGCUGUAAUUGGUAUGCAACCAUGGAAGUACGACCACUCUGUUCAUCCUAUACCGUGGAGAUCCAACGUGGAAGAAGAGUAUGCAACAAAAAGUAAAUUCCGCGUCGGCGUAAUGAGGACCGACGGUGUGGUUGAUCCCAGUCCCGCAUGUGUACGAGCGCUAGAAAAGGUAGAAGCUGCCUUGAAAGAAGCCGGCCACGAGAUUGUUGAGGUUGACGUACCGUCACCAUACGAAGCACUUAAAAUUGGUGCUCUCCUAUUGAACGCCGACGGUUGCAAGGUAUUUAAGUCUUUUUUCCGCUCCGGCGAAUGGAACGACCCGGGAGCUCAUCAGAUGGAUUGGCUCAUACGGCUUCCGCGCCCGUUCAAAUUUAUCUAUUACCUAUGGGUUAAGUACGUCCGGAGAGAUGAUAUCUGGGCAGGUCUUGUUAAAGAUUGGCAUGAGAAGAGCGCGUAUGAACAGUGGCAAUUAGUUGCUCAGCGUGAGGCUUACAAGGGUAAAUUCUUCGAAUGGUGGAAUAAUGCGGAUAUCGACUUCUUGAUCACACCUCCUAAUGCGACACCAGCCGUACCUCACGACGGUAUGAAGGAAGCUGUAAGCAGUUGUGGCUACACAUUCCUAUUCAAUAUUGUUGAUUAUACUUGCGGCAUCAUUCCAGUGACACAUGUCGAUAAGACCCUCGACAAGCUACCGCCCACCUUCAACAUCAGGAAACUAAAUGGUGUUGCCCAAGGUGCAUAUAAACUUUAUGACGCCGAGGCGAUGCACGGAUUACCAGUGGGUGUUCAGGUUGUUGGACGAAGGUUAGAAGAGGAGAAAGUACUUGCUAUUAUGAAGAGAGUUGAAGAUGCACUCGGCGACGACAAGUACCAGCUACUCGACAUAGAUUAA